Helianthus annuus (common sunflower) is the source of this 369-nucleotide messenger RNA. Its product is annotated as heavy metal-associated isoprenylated plant protein 36-like. The transcript has 3 exons. The coding region runs from base 1 to 369 and encodes 122 amino acids. NCBI's taxonomy places the organism in Eukaryota, Viridiplantae, Streptophyta, Magnoliopsida, Asterales, Asteraceae. Gene Ontology annotation, molecular function: metal ion binding. The record is from RefSeq and is a predicted model, not a curated record.
AUGGAAAAGCCACCUGCUGCUUCUGGAGAUAACAUCACCAGCUCUGACAAAAUUCAGACAUGGAAUUUGAGAGUUUAUGUCCACUGUGAAGGAAGCAAGAGGAAAAUCUUCAAACUUCUUCAGAGCAUUGAUGGUGUUUAUAAGACGGUUAUAGACUCAAAGCAGCACAAGGCUACAGUUACCGGAUUGAUCAAUGGUGAUACUCUCGUCCAGAAGCUUCUCAAAUCCGGUAAGCACGCUGAAAUUUUGACAACAGACAAUGCUUCUGGAAAGAAGAACGACGCCAUAACCACAGCUGAUGAUGUCGAUGAAGAAUCUGAAAAUGAUCAAAAAAUAACCGAGCCAGCUGCCAGUGGUGGUGGUAAAUAG